Molecule: messenger RNA, 900 nt
Organism: Ruditapes philippinarum (Manila clam)
Lineage: Eukaryota; Metazoa; Mollusca; Bivalvia; Venerida; Veneridae
Product: E3 ubiquitin-protein ligase TRIM33-like
Exons: 1
Coding region: 1-900 (299 amino acids)
Source: RefSeq, a predicted model, not a curated record
AUGGAGGUAUCUGGCAAGAGACUUCGUAAUUAUUGUAAACCUUGUGAGCGACUUAAGACGUCAACAUACUCGGAUGGUUUCUGUUCACAAUGUGCAGAAGAAAUGUGUCAAAGAUGUUUUGAUACACACAAACAAUUCAAGCUUAACCAGGGACAUAAGCUUGUCCAAUCAGUCGAGGCUAGAUCAAAAAGCAAAGAAACACCAAAAUUUGAUAAUUGUAUAAAACAUCUCAACGAAGAUAUUAAGUUUUUCUGUCCCGAACAUGGCCAAGUAGGUUGUGGCGAUUGUAUGGUAAUGUCCCAUAAAACCUGUAAAGUGGAGUAUAUACUUGAACACAUCGAUGGAUAUAAAGACAGUAAAGAGUUCACAAAAAUUAAGAAGGACAUAGAGAAGUUUGACGAUGAAGCAGAAACUAUAUUAGGACGCAUCAGAAGCAACAAAGACCAUUUAAAAGAUGUCAACAAAAAAUUUGCGCUUGAUGUAAAAUCAUUCAGGGAUGACAUGAUUGCACAUAUAACGAAACUUUCUGAUGCAAUGUUGAAAUAUGGAGAUGAUAUCAUGGAAGCAGACAUGAAAAAGAUCGGAAAUCUAGAAAAAGACAAUAAAAGCCUAGUUAAUGAAACAAAUGAUAUGAGAGCCACAUUACAAUCAGAAGCUGAUCAACCUUACAAAUUGUUCAUCAGUUCCUUGUCAUACAGACAAAAUCUCCAUCUCGUCCGAGACCAGCUAGAAAGAAUCAAAGCGAACAAUAUGAUCGAAAAGUACGACUUCAUGCCUGACUGUAAUCUCGAACAGUUGAUGAAAACUUGUAAACAACUAGGAGUGUUACAUAAGCCAAACGAAUCUGGUGCAGGUACGUUUAUAACUUUCGAAGUAGUUUUGAUGAUACAAACAAGAUAA